AUGGCUGGCUCGGGCUUUUGUCGCAUCCAAUGGAGUCGGCGGCUCUCGUUGGCCGCGGCUUGCUUGGCCACACUGUUGGUGCUCGCGUGUCUUGCCUCAGCCUUCAUCCUGCCGCCUUCGUCCGCGGGUCCUGCAGAAGCGUUGGUGCCAGCUCACGCGCCAUCCGCGGCAGCGCGGCCGUCGAGGCGACCUCCGCUGCACUUCUGCACCUCGGCGCAGUGCCAACAGGAAGGACAGCGGCUGAAUAGUUCGAUCGCGCGGGACCAAAACCCAUGCCACGACCCGUACCGCUACGCAUGUGGACACGCAGCGCACAGCCAAGUGGCAGACUUACGAAGGGGAGAUGAGCGUCGCCUCAGCGCGCUGCUGUCCUCGACGGUGGUGCCGCGGAACAGGCAGACCGUGGCCGAGAAAGCAGCCGCCCUCUACCAAGGCUGCCUCAAUACAGAGCUGCUGACGGCGCAGAGCCGCGACGCCUGGUGGUCGGUGGCGCAACGUUUGGGUGUGUCCCAGUUUCCACUGCCGCUGGACAAGGAGCCCCCCGUAGCUCCUGAACAGCUAGCGGGACACCUGCUGCGGCAUCUCGGCCUGGGACCCCUGAUCAACCUUCGGCUGGCCGCCCCGCCGGGGAACCGCUCGGCAGUUGCCAUAUAUGUGCACCCUCCUCCGGCGGCUGCCAGCUGGCACUGGAACGGGACAGCGUCGGCGCUGCAGGCGCUCACCCAGCGGUCUCCGGACGGCCAGCUGGUGCGGGCCCUGGUUGAGCUGGACCGCACCGUGGCGCGCGUCGCGGUCAAGGCCACCCCUCCAGUGGCCACCUACGUGCCGCGCUACCACACCGUGCGCAUCUUCAGCCUUCCACAACACGCUAAGUGGCGCUGGCGGGAGGUGUUCUCGGCCCUCCUAGAGGACCUGGCGGCACCCCAGACAGUGAGCGUGGUUCUCACGGCGCCAGGCUACACAGAGGAGGCAGCGCCGCUGCUGGCUGACGCCGGGCCAGCGGCGGUGUACAACUACCUAGCCUGGCGGCUGGCGCUCGAGCUGGCCCCGCUUCUACCCGUGCUGCCGGCCUCAGUCGCACUGGGCGGCGCACAGCAACGCACGGAACGGCGCUGCCUUCGCGAGCUGCGAGCCCUCAUGGAACACGCAGCCACUGCGCUGCUUGCGCCCCAGCUGGGACCACAGGCCCGUACGGCGGCGCGCGACGUGCUGGCGUCGGCAACGGACCAGCUGAAGCGCCAGCUGGUGGACUACAUGUGGAUCGCCGAGCCGGUGAGCCAGCGUGCCGUGCAGAAGCUGAACGCGCUGCAGGCGCACCUCUUGUACCCGCCUUUCGUUGAGGACAAAAUGGUGCUCGAGCAGAUCUACAGGCAGGUGCCCGACGUGGGUGGCGGCGACGGUCCCGUGCUGCUUGACUGGUUCCGCGCACGAUCCGCAGUGAUGCUCAAGCGAUGGAAGGCGCUCGCUGGCAAAGGACUGCCCCCACUGUGGGACGUACCAUACAUGGAGCCUGCCAUCCACUACAUGGCCGACUCGAAUGAGCUAGUGGUGCCAGUGGGAGUGCUCCGGGAGCCCAUCUACUCGGCGCCUGGAAACUCUCUGCCUUUGGACUUCGCGCGUUUCGGGUUUCAGCUGGCUCGCCAACUUGCGCAGGCCGUGCUGUACCGAGGUGCCUUCCACGACGAGUCCGGUGCCCUAAGCUUCUGGUGGGAACGCAGCAGCUUCGUGCGGCUGCGUCAUGCCGAGCACUGUCUGGCACGUCACCACGCAGCCGACCCGGCAGAGGCUGUGCUUGACCAGGUGGCGUUGCAAGCGGCUUAUGCAGGCUUAUGUGCCGAGGGAGAUGAAAGGCCGAGGGCCAGGGACAGGGUGAACCUGGCGCUUCGCGAGUGGGCGCCAUUUCGCCAGGCUUUUGGCUGCCCCGAAGAGAGGCACCCGUGCGGCCUGUGGUAG
Molecule: messenger RNA, 1953 nt
Organism: Rhipicephalus microplus (southern cattle tick)
Lineage: Eukaryota; Metazoa; Arthropoda; Arachnida; Ixodida; Ixodidae
Product: neprilysin-1
Biological process (GO): protein processing
Cellular component (GO): plasma membrane
Molecular function (GO): metalloendopeptidase activity
Source: RefSeq, a predicted model, not a curated record